AUGAGCGCCGGGACGCACGGACCAUCAUGCAUGUGCCUGCCUAUGUGCUUGUGUAUGCGUGCGUCCGUGUCCGGCGCUCACCGGUGCCACGCCUCUCCUCCACCACCCUCCGGCAGCCUGUCAAUGACGAGGAAGAUGCCAGCGCCAUCCCCCCCCCUCCGUAGAGAACUCCUCACUGGUUUGAUGGAGCCAUCACGAGGUGCUGCCAUGUCCCCCCCCCUCUUUGUCCUCCACAGAGCCGCUGGCCGUGUAGGGGAGAGUGUGCCUUGCCUGCACACUCAGUCAUGCACCGAUCCUGUAUAA
Messenger RNA from Fonticula alba, 303 nucleotides. RefSeq lists its product as hypothetical. The record is from RefSeq and is a predicted model, not a curated record. The coding region runs from base 1 to 303 and encodes 100 amino acids. The transcript has a single exon. Lineage: Eukaryota; Rotosphaerida; Fonticulaceae.